ACGUAGCCUAGUCCGUAUUCCUCCUUAUAGCCAUCCAGAGGCCUUAAUCAGGCUUAAUCAGGGAGGACGGGGGGUCUAGGCGGUGAAAAUCUUAGUGGCAUGUCAAAAAAGGGCACGAGGCAAGCGAUAGGGCGAGUAUAGCCGUGUUCUAAUACACUUAAUCUAGACUGUACUUUUGGAAGCAGCCAUCUACGUAAGUGGGAAGACAAUGAUUACUGCGCUACGAAAUUGGCUUUCUCACACCGGUCUAUUCGCCAAUUUAUUAUUUGAUGAAUGUAUGAGCAUGACAUUCUAAUAGCAGUAUACUCUGCCGGCUCUAUUCCGAAAUUGUCAUCACCUUUGUUAUUUCACAUCAAGCGAUAGUCUCUUCGCUUGAGUUAGUUCGUGGCGUCGUGGCGAGGAGUCUUUAAUUAGUCUCCAUUUCUCCAACUUCAGUCUAGAAUAGCCCAUUACUAGUGUCCCAUGGGGUUCGGGAUAACCUCGAACGAGAUCAGAGUCGUGGCUAGCUUAAUUAAAAUUUAGAAAGAUAUUAGGUCAGUUCUUCAGGUGAGGAGAUAGUCUUGAUAGUCUUGACCCAGAAGAUGCGGUAUAUUGAUCUUCACCGCAUCAUCAAUCUGUUAAAUCAAUAUGGCUGAUUCCGACCUAGCACAACUUCUCCGAAAUGCCGUUCCGUCGAAUGCGCAUAAGGGCUUAGUUGAAUCAGUAAUACCGAGUCUCAUCACUUGCGUCUCGGACAUCGCACAGGCCCUUAGGAAAUCACAUCAUGUGGCGCGGGCAGGAAGCGCCAAUGCGUUUGGUGACGAUCAACUAAACGUGGACGUCAUAGCUGAGGAUCUCAUCCGAAAAGCGAGCUCGAAAUGUCCUUUCAUCGUCACUGCGAGCAGUGAAGAAGACCCGGUGGAAAAAAACACACAAGAUACUGCAGCCGGCGAUAUCCCCGAAGAGCAUUAUACACUCGCCUUUGAUCCUCUAGAUGGUAGCUCUAUUAUUGCAUCGAACUGGACUGUGGGAACUAUCAUCGGUGUCUGGCAAGGCAAGACAGCCCUCAAUCAACCACCGGCAAGCAAACAGGUCGCCUCGAUUCUUGGCGUCUAUGGCCCGCGUACCACUGUUAUCGUCGCACUGCGCGUACCCGGAUCUGCACCAGCUUGUCUUGAGCUCGGAGUCGGCGAUAACGGUACCGAGAUUAUUCGACCAUCUGUUCGUCUUGCCGAGGCACCAUUCAAGACGCGCUAUUUUGCGCCCGCGAACUUGCGCGCCGCGGCUGAUGACGCGAAAUAUAUGAGUCUAGUCACGCAUUUCAUCCAGAACAAAUACGCCCUCCGAUACAGCGGUGGUCUUGUUCCGGAUGUCGUCCACGCGCUGGUCAAGGGCCAUGGUGUUUACAUAUCGCCGGUAACGGCGGCAAGUAAAGCGAAGCUAAGACGUUUGUUUGAAUUAUUCCCCUUAGCCCUGGUCGUCGAGUGCGCGGGCGGAAAGGCAGUUGACCCGGCGGAUGGGACGAAUAUUUUAGAUAGACAGUUGGAAGAUCUGAAUGAGACGGCGGGGUUGGUGUGUGGCACGGCCGAGGAUGUUGAUUUCGUCAAGAAUGCUCUUCUAAACUAGAAAAAGAGACUACUACGAGACUUCGGGAUAGAUGAUUGAAUUAGCUUAGAGGCUAGAUCUAGAUAAACACCCUUAGAAAUUCAACUAGAGCGAUGAUAGCCAU
Messenger RNA from Hypoxylon trugodes, 1708 nucleotides. RefSeq names its product sedoheptulose-1,7-bisphosphatase. The transcript has 2 exons. Lineage: Eukaryota; Fungi; Ascomycota; Sordariomycetes; Xylariales; Hypoxylaceae. Gene Ontology annotation, biological process: gluconeogenesis; sucrose biosynthetic process; fructose metabolic process. The record is from RefSeq and is a predicted model, not a curated record. Gene Ontology annotation, cellular component: cytoplasm. Gene Ontology annotation, molecular function: fructose 1,6-bisphosphate 1-phosphatase activity. The coding region runs from base 628 to 1605 and encodes 325 amino acids.